This is a messenger RNA of Stomoxys calcitrans (stable fly), 1063 nucleotides long. RefSeq names its product cyclin-dependent kinase 1 (gene Cdk1). Gene Ontology annotation, biological process: mitotic G2 DNA damage checkpoint signaling; protein phosphorylation; G2/M transition of mitotic cell cycle. NCBI's taxonomy places the organism in Eukaryota, Metazoa, Arthropoda, Insecta, Diptera, Muscidae. Bases 91 to 987 code for a protein of 298 amino acids. Gene Ontology annotation, cellular component: nucleus. Gene Ontology annotation, molecular function: ATP binding; cyclin-dependent protein serine/threonine kinase activity; RNA polymerase II CTD heptapeptide repeat kinase activity. The record is from RefSeq and is a predicted model, not a curated record. The transcript has a single exon.
UCUCUCUACAAGUACACAAAAAAAGUAUAAAAAUUUGGAUCAAGCGAUUUUUGGCGCUACUGAAAAUAUUUAAAGCAAUCCAUUUUCCAAAUGGAAGAUUUCCAGAAGAUUGAAAAAAUUGGUGAGGGAACAUAUGGAGUUGUUUACAAAGGACGCAACAGACUUACUGGCCAGAUUGUGGCUAUGAAAAAAAUUCGCCUGGAAUCGGAUGAUGAGGGUAUACCUUCUACAGCCAUAAGAGAAAUUUCUCUUUUAAAAGAAUUGAAGCAUCCGAACAUUGUGUCCCUGGUAGAUGUGCUCAUGGAAGAAAGCCGAUUGUAUUUAAUAUUUGAAUUUUUGUCUAUGGAUUUGAAAAAAUACAUGGACUCCUUGCCCCCGGAAAAGCCCUUGGACAGUGAACUUGUGAGAAGUUAUCUCUACCAAAUAACCAAUGCGAUAUUAUUUUGCCAUAAAAGACGAGUUUUACAUCGCGAUUUGAAGCCACAAAAUUUGCUAAUUGACAAAAACGGCAUCAUUAAAGUGGCAGAUUUUGGUCUUGGACGUUCGUUUGGCAUUCCUGUUCGUAUUUACACCCACGAAAUUGUAACACUGUGGUACAGGGCACCAGAAGUUUUGCUGGGAUCACCAAGAUACUCGUGCCCCGUAGACAUUUGGUCAAUUGGUUGUAUAUUUGCUGAGAUGGCAACCAGGAAGCCAUUGUUCCAAGGAGAUUCAGAAAUUGAUCAGCUAUUCAGAAUGUUCAGAAUUCUUAAAACACCAACGGAAGAAAUUUGGCCCGGCGUAACAUCACUUCCUGAUUAUAAAAAUACAUUCCCUUGCUGGUCAACAAAUCAACUGCCAAAUCAAUUGAAGAACUUAAAUAGCGAUGGUAUUGAUUUGAUACAAAAAAUGCUUAUUUAUGAUCCAGUUCAUCGCAUAUCUGCGAAAGAUGUAUUGGAACACGCAUACUUUGAUGGGUUUGAUACUAAAUUAAUAAAUUGUCAGUGAAUAAUUUUUAUGUAAUAUGCUACUCGUAAAUAUUAAUCUCUAAAUAUACCUACAUACACCCUUUUUAAAUAAAAUA